AUGAAUAGUGAUGGUAUUAAAGGUGACUGUUUGAGUAGUGUCUGUAUGAAUUGUGAUGGUAUUAGAGGUGACUGUUUGAGAAGUGUCUGUAUGAAUAGUGAUGGUAUUAGAGGUGACUGUUUGAGUAGUGUCUGUAUGAAUAGUGAUGGUAUUAGAGGUGACUGUUUGAGCAGUGUCUGUAUGAAUAGUGAUGGUAUUAGAGGUGACUGUUUGAUCAGUGUCUGUAUGAAUAGUGAUGGUAUUAGAGGUGACUGUUUGGUCAGUGUCUGUAUUAAUAGUGAUGGUAUUAGAGGUGACUGUUUGAUCAGUGUCUGUAUGAAUAGUGAUGGUAUUAGAGGUGACUGUUUGAGCAGUGACUGUAUGAAUUGUGACUGUUUGAGCAGUGUCUGUAUGAAUAGUGAUGGUAUUAGAGGUGACUGUUUGAUCAGUGUUUGUAUGAAUAGUGAUGGUAUUAGAGGUGACUGUUUGAUCAGUGUCUGUAUUAAUAGUGAUGGUAUUAGAGGUGACUGUUUGAUCAGUGUCUGUAUGAAAGGUGACUGUUUGAGCAGUGACUGUAUGAAUUGUGACUGUUUGAGCAGUGUCUGUAUGAAUUGUGAUGGUAUUAGAGGUGACUGUUUGUGCAGUGUCUGUAUGAAUAGUGAUGGUAUUAGAGGUGACUGUUUGAGCAGUGACUGUAUGAAUUGUGACUGUUUGAGCAGUGAUGGUAUUAGAGGUGACUGUUUGAGCAGUGACUGUAUGAAUUGUGACUGU
Molecule: messenger RNA, 750 nt
Organism: Lottia gigantea (owl limpet)
Lineage: Eukaryota; Metazoa; Mollusca; Gastropoda; Lottiidae
Exons: 2
Source: RefSeq, a predicted model, not a curated record